Molecule: messenger RNA, 885 nt
Organism: Mesorhabditis spiculigera
Lineage: Eukaryota; Metazoa; Nematoda; Chromadorea; Rhabditida; Rhabditidae
Source: the annotation of a GenBank genome assembly
AUGACGGCCAAACAACUCGAGCAGGAGACUGGCUGCAAGAUUAUGGUCCGUGGAAAGGGCUCGAUGAGGGACAAAAAGAAGGAAGAGCUGAACCGCGGCAAGCCGAACUGGGAACAUCUGAAUGAGGAGCUCCAUGUUCUAAUCCAGGUGGAAGACACGCAGAACCGCGCCAAGGUCAAGCUGCAACGGGCCGUCGACGAGAUCAAGAAGCUGCUCGUGCCUGCGCCCGAAGGGGAAGAUGAGCUGAAGCGGAAGCAGUUGAUGGAGCUGGCCAUCAUCAACGGCACCUACCGCAGCACGUCACAGCAAAAUGCUGUUGUUGCAGCUCAGCUCGCCGCUGCCAAGCAGACCGGCAUGGCCGCAAUUCAAGCUGCUGCUCUUGCCCAGGCCCAGGGACGAAGCCUUCAGCUGCAGCUGGCUGGAGCUGGUGCGGCCGUCUCUGCAGGACAAAUUCGAUCCCCCGGUCUUGCCGGUGCCCCGAUCAUCAUGUCGCCCCAAGCUCGGCAAGUCGGAGCAAGUCAGGCGGCAUUGAUUGCCCAGCAACAAGCGCUCAACGCCGCAGCGACGUCCCAGAGCGCCGAAAACAACCUGAUGGCGCAUCACCAGGCCGCGCUGAUGGCGCAACAGCAACAAGCCGUUGACUAUCAGCAACUGCUGCUGGGCCAACAAGCAGCAAUGGGUUUGGAUGCGCAGACGCUGCAAGCCAUGCAGUUCGCACAGCAGCAGCAGUUGGCCGCCGCCGGAUACGGUGGAAUGCUGGGCCAAUAUAUGGGUGCCGAGUACGGGGUCCAGGACCUAACCGGAGCCGCCGCACAAAGCGCCCCAGGAGCGAUACUGCAACAGAGGCGCCUGCUCGGAAGUUCGCGGGACCAUCCCUACAAACAG